AUGAAGUACGCUACACCAUUUGCCUCGGAGGCGCCUACAUCGCUUCACGCCUUCACGGAAGAAGAACUCAUGUUGAAAGAAACAGUUGGUCGUUUUGCUCGUGAUGUCGUUCAACCGAGAGUUCAGGCCAUGGAUGAAGCUGAAGUAAUGGAUAAGGAUAUCAUUCAAGCUAUGUUUGAGAACGGCCUUAUGGGAUUGGAAACCGAAGCCGACUAUGGAGGUGCUGAGUGCUCUUUCACUGCUGCUAUUCUCGCUGUCGAAGAACUCGCCAAAAUUGAUCCUUCCAUCUCUGCUUUGUGCGAUAUUCAUAACACAUUGACCAACACCGUUAUUCGAAAGUGGGCCAACAAGGACCUGAAGGAGAAAUACCUCUCACGCUUAGCAACCGACACUGUGGGCAGUUUCGCCAUCUCUGAAGCCGGCGCAGGUAGUGACGCGUUUGCCCUUCAGACGCGCGCCGAAGACAAGGGAGACCACUACUUGUUGAAUGGCGGAAAGAUGUGGAUCAGUAACUCGGGCGAAGCGGAAAUUUUUGUUAUCUUUGCCAACGUUGAUCCUUCCAAGGGAUACAAGGGUAUCACUGCCUUUAUUGUCGAAAAGGAAUGGGGUGUAGAAAUUGCAAAGAAGGAGAAGAAGCUCGGUAUUCGUUCCUCGUCCACUUGUGUGCUCAACUUUGAUGAUGUACGUGUCCCCAAGGAAAACGUGCUUGGUGAAGUGGGUCAUGGUUACAAGUAUGCCAUUGACUCGUUGAACGAAGGACGUAUUGGUAUUGCCGCUCAAAUGAUUGGUGCCGCCCAGGGCGCUUAUGAUAUUGCCCUUCCCUAUAUGAUGGAACGUAAACAGUUCGGAGCUGCUAUCGGCACUUUCCAAGCCAUGCAACACCAAUUUGCACAAGUGGCCGUUGAAAUUGAAGCCGCCAGAUUGUUGACAUACAAUGCCGCGCGUUUGAAGGAAGAGAACAAGCCUUUCAUUAUGGAAGCUGCAAUGGCCAAGUUUAUGGCAGCCAAGGUAGCUGAAAAGGCCACUAGCUACGCUGUAGAAUGGAUGGGUGGCAAUGGUUUUGUUCGUGAAACCGGUGUCGAAAAGUUCUACCGUGAUGCAAAGAUCGGUUCCAUUUAUGAAGGUACCAACAACAUGCAACUGCAAACCAUUGCCAAGAUCAUCGGCGAUAAAUACAAAUAA
Messenger RNA from Radiomyces spectabilis, 1182 nucleotides. Its product is annotated as acyl-CoA dehydrogenase/oxidase. NCBI's taxonomy places the organism in Eukaryota, Fungi, Mucoromycota, Mucoromycetes, Mucorales, Radiomycetaceae. The coding region runs from base 1 to 1182 and encodes 393 amino acids. Gene Ontology annotation, molecular function: flavin adenine dinucleotide binding; acyl-CoA dehydrogenase activity. The transcript has 8 exons. The record is from RefSeq and is a predicted model, not a curated record. Gene Ontology annotation, cellular component: mitochondrion.